Messenger RNA from Canariomyces notabilis, 2472 nucleotides. RefSeq lists its product as uncharacterized. The transcript has 2 exons. Gene Ontology annotation, biological process: regulation of transcription by RNA polymerase II. Gene Ontology annotation, molecular function: RNA polymerase II cis-regulatory region sequence-specific DNA binding; DNA-binding transcription factor activity, RNA polymerase II-specific. NCBI's taxonomy places the organism in Eukaryota, Fungi, Ascomycota, Sordariomycetes, Sordariales, Chaetomiaceae. The coding region runs from base 96 to 2336 and encodes 746 amino acids. The record is from RefSeq and is a predicted model, not a curated record.
CUCUCUCAACACAUACACACAACAAACUCACUGGCAGGCUGGGCCUCACGUACCGUUGCUCCCGCUUGCCCCUCCCGAAACCUUUGCAGACUUGCAUGACUCUAGCCUUCCACUUUGGUUCAGGUUCAGGCAACCCAGAGUAUCCCUCCAUUCGCUCGGCAUACAACCGCUCGGCUGUCGACACGGGGCUUCGCGCAGAUCCCGCCUGCUUUCGCAGACACGCCAAAGAAGCGCACUCGUCUCCGGGAAUGUCUAUCGCAGAUACAGAAACAGUCAACGGCUCGCCGCCUCACCAAGCCAGUCAGCGCAGCGCAUCGCCAAACUCAGCGAACUCCGGGCUACACUUUGCCGCGGGCAUGAGCGGACAGAAGAACCGCGGCGGCCUGGGCGCUCGACGACCUUUUGUGACCAGUAACCACGCCCAUGGACCGUUGGUAUGGAGCACGUCGCUCGGGACACCGACCGGCAACGUGGAUUUGGACAACUAUUCACUCCACAGCUCUCCGGCAAUAGCCUGCCAUCAGCGGCACUUGAGCUCGACCCAGUCUUCACCGCGAAGCUGGGCUUCGCAGGACCAGCUCCAGGUUGUGCCGGCUGGAUGGGAACCGGAAUCUGAGCACCUCCAUGUCCAGUAUCAGAGGUUGGACCCGCAGCUCUCAGGAUUUCGGCCUGGGGGAGGCAACAGCUACCUCCAAACCAACAAUAGCCAGAUGCCAACACCGUUCUCCACCGACACAUUCCAGACCCCGAGUGCACUGGACAGUGGCUACCCAGAAGCAUACCUCGCCUCAUCGAGACACGGGAGUUCCUCUACCUCAGAAAGCGGGCAGCCUCUGUCACCGUGCAGCACAGCACUCGGGCCAAGCAUGGAAGAGGGUGCGCUGAGUCCGACUCCUGGUGCGGCCGCAGUCGAAGAUGUGGCAAUGGUGCAGCAUCUGCCAGACACCAGGGCCGAUGGUCACAGUCGACAGACCAGCAGCGCGACCAGUUCUCUGAGCAGUCGUGGCGCAUCAACCGACCUAACCAACAGCAGCAACAAGAACGAAGAGCCAUACGCCCAACUCAUCUACCGCGCCCUGAUGAGCAACCCCCGGUAUGCCAUGACCCUGCAGGAGAUUUACCAGUGGUUCCGCGAGAACACAGACAAGGACAAGAACGACAGCAGCAAGGGCUGGAUGAACAGCAUCCGGCAUAAUUUGAGCAUGAACCAGGCCUUCACCAAGCGUGACCGCAAGUUAAGCGGCUCCAGGGGCGGAGAAGCAGACAAGGUCGGGCUCUCAGCGGCAGGCACACAGGCCGACAGCAAGAAAGCGACCGAAUGGUACUUGGAGCCAUGGGCGAUCGAGGAAGGGGUGCAGAGCACGACACGUUACCGCAAAGGCACGCAGUCUGGGCGGAGCGCAGCGCGGCACAACCGCGGGUCAUCAGGUCGCGGUUACGGGAACUACCAGCACGGCAGCGGUAGCAGGGGAGCCGAUCUCAGCAGAUACGGAGCGACCGACAGGAAGAGAACCCUAAGCAGCAACAGCAGCAGCAGGAUGAUGCGGCACCAUCACGCCACACUGCACAACACCUCAGCCGCAGCUGCCGCCGCCAGCCAGAUCCAGCAGCACUAUCACCACUUUACCCAUGCCCACCACGCCCACCAACAACACCAGCACCAGCAGCAACAACAACAACUCCUUCAGGACACCCUGAGCAACAACCCGUCCGCGUACGCACACCUCUUCCCCAGCGCCGCCGUCCCGGUCCCAAACCACGUUCAACUGGCCGACAUCAGCAGCAGCACCACCACCGGGAUGAUCAACCGAACCCCCACCACCACCACCACCGCCGCAGCAGCAGCAACAGGCACGAUAGACCUGGACCUAGAUUUCUCCACCUCCCAACCCUUAUUCCAGCCCACAACUCCCAACCACCAGCACCAUCAACACUUGCACAACCACCACCAACGAGCACACAGCGAAGCAACCAUCGACGAACCCGUCACGCCCGAACCGCCAUCCUACACCACCGACCGCGGCGUACCCGGCGUGCCGGGCGUACCGGGCGGGCUGUACUACACGAUUGGCGACCAAACUGUGAAUCAGCACAGCAGCAGCACCGUCGGCAUACCGGUCAUAACGGCAGCAGCAAGCUACGUGCCAUCGCAUGCAGCAGGUCCUGGAGGCGGCGGCGGCUACGAAGACGUCUACGUUUUUGGGAUUGGCUCCGGUCUCGCCGGUGGUGGCGGUACUGGUACUGCUGGGGGUGGUGGUGGUGAUGGUGGGUUGGAUGUUGUUGAUGUCGAUGGGCACAUUGAGCAGGCGGGGGGUUAUGCUGGGCAUGGUUUCUAGUUUUUUUAGAUCGUUUUCACUCUUUUGCUUUCUCUUUUGCUUCAUCUUUGGUUUCGGUUCUCUAAGCCCAUUGUUGUUCAUGUACGAUACACUACCAAGGGCAAGCAGCAGCAUGGCAGGAAAUUUGCAACCUUGG